Dovyalis caffra is the source of this 474-nucleotide messenger RNA. NCBI's taxonomy places the organism in Eukaryota, Viridiplantae, Streptophyta, Magnoliopsida, Malpighiales, Salicaceae. The record is from the annotation of a GenBank genome assembly.
AUGAUUGUGAGCAAAUUUUGGAAACCCGCCAAAGAAGCUUAUAGGUUUAAGAUCCGGGUUAAAAAGGAAAGAAAUCGCAGGAACACAUCCUCCGUUGCUCCACUCUCUCUUGAAUCCGUUGGCCAAGGAAUCGAUGAUUUAAGUCCUAGGAUUGGAUUAGGGUUUGAUCAUACACAAUUGUGGGACAUGGUAGAGGUCAUGGACGAGGACGAGGAAAUCAAGGCCAGUAAGCAGAUACGUAUAAAAAUGAGACAUGCGAUUGAAGACUUGUUGCAAGCUGGUCUUAGUCUUGCAGCAACAGAACCUGUGGGAGCCCGAAAAGAGAUUCCAAAAGUCGACCAUGACCUCUUGGACACACCAGAAGGUGGUCUUGAGGUUAAACUUGAUGGUAUUGGGGAAAACCCCUUCCAUGAUGCUGAACCAGUAAGCAAUACGGUAAGAGGUGGGCUGUUAGAGCCCAUGCCCUUGAGUUGA